CACAGACAGCACCUCUGACAUCAGCAAAAAGGGAGGGAGAACCCCGACCAUACCCACGAGGCUGAUCCACCUUCAUUCGGGAACUGCAAGUCAUCCUGAUUUGCAGCUGCUUUCCACAAUCCCCGGCUGCCGUUUGCAUCGCUCGAGACGACUUGACAUGUGGAGUCAAAGCGACCCUGAACUCACGCUGAGCGCUGCAUCUUGUCUCGGUGCGACGGACAACGGGAAAAUCUGACGGUUAUUCCAGAAUGUCUCAGGGCCCGCAAUACAAUAUCAAGAUACGUUCGAUGUGCUCGUCACAUUUUUUUUCGCUCUGUAAGCGGGG
Molecule: messenger RNA, 325 nt
Organism: Mycena citricolor
Lineage: Eukaryota; Fungi; Basidiomycota; Agaricomycetes; Agaricales; Mycenaceae
Source: the annotation of a GenBank genome assembly